Coffea eugenioides is the source of this 3631-nucleotide messenger RNA. Its product is annotated as glycine--tRNA ligase, chloroplastic/mitochondrial 2. NCBI's taxonomy places the organism in Eukaryota, Viridiplantae, Streptophyta, Magnoliopsida, Gentianales, Rubiaceae. Gene Ontology annotation, biological process: glycyl-tRNA aminoacylation; arginyl-tRNA aminoacylation. Gene Ontology annotation, molecular function: glycine-tRNA ligase activity; arginine-tRNA ligase activity; ATP binding. Gene Ontology annotation, cellular component: mitochondrion; chloroplast stroma; cytoplasm. The record is from RefSeq and is a predicted model, not a curated record.
CCCUUACCCUGCGGACCCUGCUGCCAGACCCCUUCUUCUCCCCCACUGCCCUCUCCCACCUCAUCCUUUCAAGUUCGGUUACAGUUUCCCAUAGAAAGGCAAGCAUGGCUGUUCUGGCACUGCCCCUGGUAACCUGCAUUCUCAAAGCCUAUCGCAAACCUCACCUCUCUUUUCUUCUUACCAGAGCAAGCCCAAGUCGUUUUUUCACUAGCAUCAGGCAGCAGCAGCAGUUCCUUUUCUUCAAGAGAACCAUAGCUUCUUCUUCUGCGGCGUUAAGCAGCACCAAUUAUUCUUCCGUGUCUCAAGAUUCCCCAUCAACAGAACCUCCGAACGAUUCACAAAACCAUCCCAAGAAAUCAUCAUCUGUUCCCACUUUUCAACAAGCCAUUCAGCGCCUUCAGGAAUACUGGGCUUCAGUUGGAUGUGCUGUAAUGCAAUGCAGUAACACUGAGGUUGGAGCUGGGACUAUGAAUCCUCUGACAUUUCUAAGGGUUUUGGGUCCUGAACCAUGGAAUGUUGCGUAUAUGGAACCUAGCAUCCGGCCUGAUGAUAGUCGUUAUGGUGAAAACCCAAAUAGACUUCAACGCCAUACUCAAUUUCAGGUUAUACUGAAGCCUGAUCCUGGGAAUUCACAGGACCUGUUUAUACGGAGCUUGUCUGCCUUAGGUAUUGAUGUUAAUCAACAUGAUAUUCGUUUUGUUGAGGACAACUGGGAGAGCCCGGUGCUUGGCGCAUGGGGAUUGGGAUGGGAAAUUUGGAUGGAUGGGAUGGAGAUCACACAAUUCACUUACUUCCAGCAGGCUGGAAGUCUUCAGUUGAUGCCCACAUCUGUUGAGAUAACAUAUGGUCUUGAACGCAUCCUUAUGUUACUUCAGGGAGUUGAUCAUUUCAAGAAGAUUCAGUAUGCAGAUGGGAUCACAUAUGGAGAGCUUUUUUCAGAAAAUGAGAAGGAAAUGAGCGCCUAUUAUUUAGAGCAUGCCAGUGUUGAUCAUAUUCAAAAGCACUUUGACUUUUUUGAAGCAGAAGCACAUUCUCUGCUUGACUUGGGCCUUGCAAUACCUGCGUAUGAUCAGCUGUUGAAGACAUCUCACGCUUUUAACAUUUUGGACUCUAGAGGUUUUGUAGGGGUUACAGAACGUGCUCGUUAUUUCGGUCGGAUGCGCAGUUUAGCUCGUCAAUGUGCACAACUCUGGUUAAAAACUAGGGAGUCUCUUGGCCACCCUUUGGGUGUCAUUUCUCAAUCUGGUAAUUCCACCAUUCCGAGGGAAGUCAUGGAGGAAGCAAUCACGAAGGUUCCUGCAGAGCCACGGACUUUUGUUCUUGAAAUUGGAACAGAAGAAUUACCACCACAUGAUGUUGUCGAUGUGUGCAAGCAACUCCAAGAUCUCGUAGUGCAAUUACUGGAAAAACAGAGGCUAAGACAUGGGGAAGUGAAAAUGUAUGGGACACCCCGUCGACUAGUGGUGCAUGUUGAGAACCUAUGGGCUAAGCAAGUUGAGAACGAGGUGGAGGUUCGAGGACCUCCAGUUUCCAAAGCAUUUGACCAGCAAGGAAAUCCUACAAAGGCCGCCGAAGGAUUUUGUCGCCGAAACUCUGUACCUUUGGAUAGUAUGUAUAGACGAGUUGAAGGAAAAACAGAAUAUGUUUUUGUUCGUGUAAUUGAGACUGCAAAACGUGCUUUGGAGGUUCUAUCAGAAGAGUUACCAGGGAUGAUUGCAAAAAUAUCAUUUUCAAAGUCAAUGAGAUGGAACUCUGAGAUUAUGUUCAGCAGACCUAUCCGCUGGAUUUUAGCUCUUCAUGGAGACAGUAUCAUUCCUUUUAGUUAUGCUGGUGUUCUAAGUGGAAAUUUUUCUCAUGGUCUUAGAAACACUGCAUCAGCUACCGUAGAGGUAGAGAAUGCAGAGAAUUAUGCUAAAUUGAUGCAGCACAGUGGAAUUACUGUUGAUAUUGAGCAAAGGAAGAAGAUUAUUAUAGAAAAGUCUAAUGCUCUGGCAGCAAGUGUCAAUGGCUGUGUCGUUAUGCAGAAUGAUUUACUAGAUGAGGUUGUGAAUCUUGUUGAAGCACCUGUUCCAGUACUUGGGGAAUUUAAAGAUAGCUUUUUAAAGCUUCCGAAGGAACUAUUGAUAAUGGUCAUGCAGAAGCACCAAAAAUACUUUGCAAUAACUGAUGAGAAUGGGGAAAUGUUACCAUACUUCAUAAAUGUUGCUAACGGAGCAAUUGAUGAUGUUGUGGUAAGGAAAGGAAAUGAAGCUGUUUUAAGAGCUCGUUACGAAGAUGCAAAGUUUUUCUAUGAGAUGGAUACAAGUAAAAGAUUUUCCGAAUUCCGAAGUCAACUUAAAGGCAUUCUUUUUCAUGAAAAGCUGGGGACAAUGCUAGACAAGGUGAAUCGUAUCCAACGUACAGCUGCCGAAGUAGGCUUGUUUCUUGGAGUAAGUAAAGAAGUGCUCCAAAUUAUUCAAGAGGCUGCAUCAUUGGCUAUGUCAGAUCUUGCCACAGCAGUUGUUAUGGAGUUUACUGGUCUUUCAGGCACUAUGGAUCAUUAUGCUCUUAGAGAUGGCUAUUCAAAGGAGAUAGCAGAGGCAGUGUUUGAGAUUACACUACCGCGAUUUUCAGGAGAUAAACUGCCUAAAACUGAUGCUGGGACUGUACUGGCUAUUGCUGACAGGCUGGAUAGCCUUGUUGGCUUGUUUGCUGCUGGUUGUCAGCCAAGUUCCAGUAAUGAUCCAUUUGGUUUGCGGAGAAUCUCUUAUGGUCUUGUGCAACUAUUGGUUGAAAACAACAAAAAUCUGGAUUUAAGUCAUUCUUUAGAAUUUGCAGCUGCAGUUCAACCCAUAAAAGUAGUUAGCAGCACAAUUGAUGAGGUGCAUCACUUUGUAAACCGAAGGCUGGAACAAUUCCUGGUGGACCAGGGAGUUAAUCCAGAGGUGGUUCGGUCAAUUUUGGCAGAGCAGGGAAAUUUGCCUUGCCUUGCUGCCAAGUCUUCACAUAAAAUGGAAACCUUGUCAAGGGGUGAGUCUCUGUCGAAGGUUGUUGAGGCAUAUUCUCGUCCAACAAGAAUUGUUCGUGGAAAGGAUAUAAAUGCUUAUCUGGAGGUGGAUGAAACAGCAUUUGAAACAAAUGAAGAAAGAGCUUUGUGGAGCACUUACUUGUCAUUGAGAAACAACAUCCAUCCCGGUAUGGAAGUGGAUGAUUUUGUUGAAACAUCUCACAAACUAUUACAGCCACUGGAAGAUUUCUUCAAUAAUGUGUUUGUGAUGGUGGAAGAUGAGAAGAUCAGAAAGAACAGGCUUGCACUACUACAAAAGAUUGCUGAGCUUCCGAAAGGGAUAGCUGACCUCUCAGUUUUGCCAGGAUUUUGAGACUUUGUUUUGCUUUGAUGUAUACAAAAUUAGGAACCGUAGUCAUACUUUUAAGAGGCAAAAGGCAGAUGAUGAGAAUAUUGGACAGAAAUGCUGCAGUAAUACAAUUUUUUCCCCUCAGAAGGCGUUAUUGUUAGAUUGAGAUAUUGGAAACAGAAAGUAUAUGUGAUUUGGUACGCAUUUUGUAAAUAUCCCACCUGAUACCAUUUUACUGAUACAAGCUGAAUCCCAAUUGAAAAGAUAGGAUGGAUGAACUGUCUUCAUUGUUUCUA